Messenger RNA from Drechmeria coniospora, 1263 nucleotides. RefSeq names its product protein phosphatase methylesterase 1. The transcript is spliced from 2 exons. The record is from RefSeq and is a predicted model, not a curated record. Gene Ontology annotation, molecular function: protein methylesterase activity. Gene Ontology annotation, biological process: protein demethylation. NCBI's taxonomy places the organism in Eukaryota, Fungi, Ascomycota, Sordariomycetes, Hypocreales, Ophiocordycipitaceae. Bases 1 to 1263 code for a protein of 420 amino acids.
AUGAGCGAGCUGCAACGAGCAUGGGCAAAGUCCAAAAUUACUCUAUCGCACGAACCCUUCGGUGCGAUCGAUGAUGUCGAGGAGGAGACGCAGGUGACGGAGGUGCCGGAGCACACGGAUGACGACUCGUCGUCGGCAUCGUCCGUCUCCUCGACGGGAACCAUCAUCCCGACACCGAGCCAGAAGCUGUUUGCCCGUCCAGAGGGGCUUGCGCGCAGCAGAACGCUGGAGCAAAUCCCUUGGACCGUGUACUUUGAACGAGAGCUUUUCCUCGAGGCGGACGACAAGCCGGACGUGAAGUUCCAUGCCUACCUCACCUCGCCGGUGGAAAAGGGCCCGCUCUUCGUGAUGCAUCACGGCGCCGGCUCGUCGGCGCUCAGCUUUGCCGUCGUCGGCUCCGAGAUGCGCAAACGACUCCCGUCGGCCGGCCUGCUCGCCGUGGACUGCCGCGGCCACGGGGCAACGGUUUCGCCCGAGGGCGCAUCGCUGGAUUUGCGGCUCGAAACGCUCUCGUCGGACCUGCAUCGUAUGAUACGGUCGACGAGUGACAAGAUGAAAUGGGAAACGCUCCCCAACAUCAUCCUCGUCGGCCACUCCCUCGGCGGAGCGGUCGUGACGGACCUGGCCAAGUCGAAGGCGCUGGGCAAGUCGUUGCUGGGUUACGCGGUGCUGGAUGUGGUGGAGGGGUCGGCCAUUGACGCGUUGAAGAGCAUGCAGACGUACCUGUCGACGAGGCCGGUCGGCUUCGCGUCGACGCAAGAAGCCAUCGACUGGCACAUUCGGUCGCGAACGAUACGAAACUCGACAUCGGCGCGGACGUCCGUGCCCCCACUCCUCGUCGGGGACGAGAGCGCCGACGGCACGAGACGGUGGAGAUGGAGGACGAAUCUCGCGGCGACGCAGCCGUUCUGGGAAGGCUGGUUCGAAGGACUCAGCAAAAAGUUCCUGGGCGCGACGGGGGGGAAGCUGCUGCUGUUGGCGGGCACCGAUCGGCUCGAUACCGAACUCACCAUCGGUCAGAUGCAAGGUUCGCCGCACGAGAAUGAAGGCAUGCUUGCGUGCCGCCGAGCGGAUGCUAACGGAGGCUGCAUCACAGGCAAGUACGCUUUACAGGUCUUCCCCGAGGCCGGCCACUUCAUUCAGGAAGACAUUCCGGAGAAGACGGCGAUCGCGUUGGUGGAGUUUUACAGGAGAAAUGAUAGGAGCGCGCUGGUGCUCCCGCCGAAAGUGUCCGAGAUGCUCCGGCAGGGAAAGAAGGUGUAG